AUGCUGCUGCUGCUGCUGCUGCUGCUACAGUUGCUGCAGCCUGCAGCAGGUGGGCUUGUUCUUCUUGCAGCACCCCAAGACGUUGCUGCCCGCUGCAGCAACAGCAGUAGCAGCAGCAGCAGGAGUAUUGAAGGGGCUCGUUACUAUGGGCUCGCCCGAGCCGCAGCAUUCCUUCCUGCUGCUUCUCGCAGCAGCAGCAGCAGCAGCAGCAGGUACUUGCUGUCAGCAGCAGCAACUCGUAAUCGGCAGCCCUGUGCAUCUGAGCAGCAGCAGCAGCAACAGCCGCAGCAGCCAGAGCAGCAGCAGCAACAGCUGCAGCCAGAGCAGCAGCAGCGUGAGCGCCUUGCCUCGUGGGGUCGCUCUAGCUUGUUCAGCAGCAGCAGCAGCAGCGGAGCGUUGCAGCUGCUGCUAGUGCCUUCCGUUUCUUUUGCUGCUGACGGCAGGUGCAGCGGUGCGGCUGCUGUCCCAGCAGCAGCAGCAACAACAACAGCAGCAGCAGCAGCACGGUGUAUGUACACCCGAACACUUGUAGGGGUAUUUGGUCGCCUAGCAGAACAGGCAGCGCAGCAAAGCUGGGGCCUUGCUGCUUCUCAUCAUUUUGCUGUGGGGUCUGCUGCUGCUGCUGCUGCAGGUGCUCCUGCUGGCGCAGCAGCAGCAGCAGCAGCAGCGAAGACAGAGACAGCAGUAGCAACGACGGGAAGUGCUGCUGCGUGGGGCAGCAGAGACAGAAAGUGUAGGACUCCCUGGUAUGGUUUGCUGCUGCUGAAGGCAGCCCUGCUGCAGCGCCAAAGGAGACAGCAGCAGCAGCAGCAGCAGCAGCAGCUGGACUUCUCUCUGAUCCCCCAGUGGCUGCUGCACGCUGCUGCUGCUGUCUUGCGGUGCAGCACUUCUCCUGCUGCGCUGCAGCAGCAGCUGCAAGCACUGUGUGGCCUGGACUCGCCCCCAACGGAGCAGCAGCUGCAGCAGCAGCAGCAGCAGGCGCGGGAGCAGGCUGCAGCAGCAGCAAAAGACAGGCGGCUGUGGCGGCGCAGCGAGUUGCUGCUGCAGCAGCAGCUGCAACAAGUUCGGGUGUAUAGACAAGAGUGGGUGCUGCUGCUGCCGCUGCUGCCGUUCUGCUGUCCCUUUGAGGCGGUGGAGAGUCAGCUUACCUCUUCAGAAAGAAGUGCUUUCGUGUCUCUUUCUGGUGCUGCAGCAGCAGCAGCAGCUGCUGCUGCUGCUGCUGCAGCUCUCGCAGACGCAGAUGCAGCAGCUGCAGCUGCUGCAGCUGCAGCAAAACACAACCCCAGCACCAUGCAGCUAGCUGUACAGACUCUCGGAAGAUCGACUGCAUUUGCUGCUCUUGCUGCUGCUGCAGUGCAGCAGCAGCAGCAGCUGCGGCUGGGACAAGCACCAGCAGCAGCAGCGGCACCUGAUGCUGCAGCAGCUGCGGCUGAUGAAGCCACAACAGCAACAAAGCAGACAGAUAGGGUGUUCCUCCCGUGGGUUGAUGCUGCAGCGCUGCAGCAGCAGCAGGAGCAGCAACAGCAGCAGCAGCAGCAGCGACUGCUGCUGCAAGCAACGCCCCCCAUCUCCCUCCCGCUGCUGCACCUGCACCAGCACUUACGCGUCCGACAGCAGCUGCUGCUCAGCAGCAGCAGCACUAGCGCGGCCCAUGAAGCAACAUUCACAGCAGCAGCAGCAGCAGCAGCAGCAGCAGCAGCAACUGCAGCAGCAGCACCGUCGCGCUUCGGAGACUGGCAAACUGUUUGGCUGCAGCAACUCAAUGCAGCAUUUGAAAUGGAGCUCCUACUAGAGACGGCACCUGCUGCUGCUGCUGCUGCUGCUCCGGGUGCAGCAGCAGCAGCAGCAGACUGCAGCAACACCAUGUGCCCUGCCGUAGCGGCUGCAAUCAACGACUUCUUCGAUUGGCUAGCCCACCCGCAGCCGCAGCAGCAGCAGCAGCAGCAGCAACAGCAGCAGCAGGCAGAUAGCAGGUAUAUAUCUUAUCGCAGCAUUAGGGAGAAGCUGCUGCAGGCUGUUGAUGGAGAGCCUGACGAGACCCUCUUCCUAGAAGACACCAUCCGCUGUCUCUGCAGCAGCAGCAGCAGCAGCAACAGCAGCAACAGCAGCAGCAGCAGCAACAGCAGCAGCAACGCUAGCAACAGCAGCAGUAACAGGUGA
This is a messenger RNA of Eimeria acervulina, 2160 nucleotides long. RefSeq lists its product as hypothetical. NCBI's taxonomy places the organism in Eukaryota, Apicomplexa, Conoidasida, Eucoccidiorida, Eimeriidae. The record is from RefSeq and is a predicted model, not a curated record. Bases 1 to 2160 code for a protein of 719 amino acids. The transcript has a single exon.